AUGCCCAACCUGCCUCCUGCCGUCGUCGUAGACAAUGGCUCGGGCCUCAUCAAGGCCGGCAUCGCAGGGGAGAAGAAGCCGUUGAUCAUCUAUGCCAAUGUGGUCGGCCAUCUCCAAGACAAAGCGGCGUCAGGCCAGAAGCACUGCUAUGUUGGGAACGAGGCACAGGCCCGGAGAGGGAUCCUUUCCAUCAGGUACCCAGUAGAGCGGGGCAUCAUCACGUCCUGGGAAGAUAUGGAGACUGUGUGGAAGAGCAUCUACGACCAUGACCUGCAGAUGCGAACCAGCGAGCAGCCCGUGCUGCUGACCGAGGCGCCGCUCAACCCUUUGGCCAACCGAGAGAGGAUGACCGAGCUCUUCUUUGAGCGCUUUGACGUACCAGCUCUCUACAUGUCUAUCCAGGCCGUGCUGGCGCUCUACGCCUCAGGGCUCACCACGGGCUGCGUGGUGGACACUGGCGAUGGCGUCACGCACAGUGUGCCCGUCUUUGAUGGCUACUGCUUGCCCCACGGCGUCCUCCGGCUCGAGCUGGCCGGCCGCGACCUCACAGACUACCUAGCGCGGCUCCUCAUGGACCGUGGCGCUUUGCUCGUCUCCACAGCCGAGGAGCAACUCGUGCAAAACAUGAAGGAAAAGUUAUGCUACGUGUGCCUGAAUCUGGAGGAAGAGAUGGCCAAGAAGCCUAGCGAAGUGGAAAAAACCUUCCACCUUCCCGACGGCAAUGAAGUUAAGGUGCACAAUGAAAGGUUUCGUUGUCCGGAAGCCCUCUUUCACCCUCCUACCGUUGGCGUGGAGGCACCGGGGAUUGACAAGCUCUGCUUCAACUCCAUCAUGAACUGUGACACGGGCCUGAGGAAUUGCUUCUACUCCAACAUCCUCCUGGCCGGCGGCUCCAGCCUCUUCCCUGGAAUUGCUGAACGCCUGAUCAAGGAGAUGGUUCCCAUGGUUCCGGGUGACGCGAGGGUGAGAGUCAGUGCUCCUCCCGAGAGGAAGUUUUCGCCAUGGAUGGGAGGCUCCAUCCUUGCCUCCUUGAGCGCCUUCCAGCACAUGUGGAUCACUGCGGCUGAGUACAGGGAGGCUGGGCCUAACAUGGUGCACAGAAAAUGUUUCUGA
Tinamus guttatus (white-throated tinamou) is the source of this 1113-nucleotide messenger RNA. It is a transcript of the gene ACTRT3, whose product is annotated as actin related protein T3. The record is from RefSeq and is a predicted model, not a curated record. NCBI's taxonomy places the organism in Eukaryota, Metazoa, Chordata, Aves, Tinamiformes, Tinamidae.